This is a messenger RNA of Lethenteron reissneri (Far Eastern brook lamprey), 2411 nucleotides long. RefSeq names its product nuclear ubiquitous casein and cyclin-dependent kinase substrate 1-like. The record is from RefSeq and is a predicted model, not a curated record. NCBI's taxonomy places the organism in Eukaryota, Metazoa, Chordata, Hyperoartia, Petromyzontiformes, Petromyzontidae.
GUUAAUCGACAAAAGUUUAACUUGAUACAACUUCACAGUUAUACAAAGUUGGCGUUCACUUCCCUCACGUUUGAGGGAAAUCCCUCAUCGUUGUUGUUAUCGUCGUCAUCGCGGCUCUUAUCCGCGUGUUUUUUUAGUUUUAUUUCUCGUUGGUGGCUCGUGGUUGUUGUAUUGGGGGGUGAGAGACUUCAGUUGACAUGCCGAGGCUACUCAGAAUCAAGAAAUUUGAUUAUACUCAGCCUGAGGACUUUGAAGACGACGACGGCGACUUCUCAUCGGCCUCUCUUCCGCCAAGCAAAAUGUCUCAAGCGGUGACCAAUUCUGACGAUGAAAAUGGCGACAAGGCAAAGCCUGCAAAGAAGGCCUUGAGCGGAACCAAGAAGUCCUGUCAAGUCACGGCCUUGAACACAGCAGCAGGAACAGCAAGAGACGGAAGACCGUCCCUGGACGACGAGCGUCUCUUUGAGAGGGAGCUCAAGGAGGUCCUUGCCCUCGCUGGUGAUCAGACGGAAGUGGCGGCGUCUUCGCGGGAGAGUUCACAGGAAGCCGUGGGCAGUGCCACCGUCAACACGGACGACCCACCCGACAACGAGACGGGCGAGUCCUCGGAGUCCGCUGGGAAGUCCGACAGCGAUGACAGCGACCACAAGAAACCCUCCUGGAAGUUUAAGGUGCCCAGGGUCACCGCCGCCGCCGACAGGAGAGGGAGCAAAGCCGCCGUGGCCAGGGGCAGCAGAACAACAGGCGCGGCGCGUGGAGCCGGGGCGGAUGUCGGGCCAGAUCCUGCCCCUCGGCAAUCAGCGAAGCGCCUCCCCCCGCCCGCGUUCAACAAAGCCGGCGUCGCGGAUCGUGCCACCGCAUCGCCUCUACCCAAGUGGGUUCCUCCAGGUCCGGCCUUGCAUCUUGGCCUCUCGAAACGAGCCAAGCUGACGCCUCUCCACCCUGACUCAACAUGAAAUCACCACGGAUCACCACAGAUCACCACGGACCACCACAGCCCGCCACAGAUCACCACAGAUCGCCACAGAUCACCACAGAUCACCAUGGACCACCACAGCCCGCCACAGCCACCAGCCACUGACUCUUUCAACAUGCCAUGACAUGUCCCAGUCAGCCACUAAGCCAUUCCACUUGCCACGGUCUGCGAGUGAUACAUUCCAAACUCUGAGCACUACCACGGUUUGCCACUGAACCAUGGCCUUGUCUGGGACAAGCACUUACCCAUUCAACCGCCAAGGGCUACUACCACUGACAGCCCAAGUGCAACUCAACUUGCCAUUACUCAACGUAUACAAGACCCGCCAUGCCUCAAUAGGUGCGGUCUGCUGUAAGCCGACCUGACUUGCCACCGUAGAGAUUGCCGCAGCCCGCUGUGAGGUGACUGCUCGCUGCCUGCAGCCACGGCCUAAAGCAUGGCUGCUAGACUGACUUGAACCACCGCCGAAGACAACCUCAGCUGCCGUGGCUGAAAUCUGAGGCACAGUUUAACAGUGAAAGCCCUUUAUUCCAAUUCAAUAGCACGUUUUUUGUUAGCACAUGUGUAGUAAGUAUAUAUGGAGGCUUGACGACAGGAUCGGAGGCACACUUAUUUAUUACACCAACACAGUUAUUACAGGUCACUUGGCUACAGGGAUUCUCGACAGCUAACCCCUCUAACCUAUACCAAUUCCUCCACUACGGGACUAGGGGAGGCUAUCUGUCCCAGCUUGGUUAAGCUGGGAUCCCGGCUCCCUGAGUCACCAGACCAGCUUCGUCUGGGCUCUCGGGGCCACGCCACCGGCUUGCCCUGGUCGGCCCUUAUAAGGACAGCGAGCCAGGGGAGCUCUGGGGCCUACACUAGCUGGUCUUCCGUCUUCUCUGGUUAAAGCUGAGUCCCGACCUCGAGCCCUCGAGCUCAUCACCUUUUAUAGGACUCGCCCCCGAGGGGGGGCCCGUGGGGGAUACACAUGCGGACGUCGGUGCUAGCGCCACCCUUGUGUACGGCCGUAACCCCGCCCCUUGUGUUUGUUGGCCAUCCGUGGCCAUGCAUAAUCACACCUCAACAUUCGUAGCCAUGCGCAAUUACACCUCUACACAUGGAUGAAAAUCAUCUGAAUAACUUAGUUUUAAUGCUUUUCGUUAGAGUCUGUAGAGCAGUUUCGUUCUGCAUUUAGUUUAUUGUUAUAUAGCACGAGUGUUUGGUGUAAACUUUAACGCAAGACUGGUUAUAAUUCUGUAUGACUUCACGAGAUAUUGGCCGGACUAGAAAUGUUUUCAUCCUGGCCUCACUGCACAACUCUCAACCCAUUGUCCUGAAAUUUAAAGACGUGGCCCAAAAUUCAAACGGCUGUUAUCUUUCGAUUAAAAGCUUUCGUGACUGCAGGGAUUCAUCUUCUUGGUUCUUUCGGUAAAGUCACGUAGAAUGGAAAUAA